AUGUCCAAGAAGGUCAAGUCCACCCCUAAGGUUCAGGAGAACAUCUCGCUCGGCCCCCAGGUCCGCGGUGACGAGGAGGUCUUUGGUGUUGCCCACAUCUUCGCCUCCUUCAACGAUACCUUCGUCCACGUUACCGAUUUGACCGGCCGUGAGACCAUCUCCCGUGUCACCGGAGGUAUGAAGGUCAAGGCCGAUCGUGAUGAGGCCUCCCCCUACGCUGCUAUGUUGGCUGCUCAGGAUGUCGCUGCCAAGUGCAAGGAAGUCGGUGUCACUGCCCUCCACAUCAAGCUCCGUGCCACCGGUGGUAACCGCUCCAAGACUCCCGGUCCCGGUGCCCAGUCUGCCCUCCGUGCCUUGGCUCGUGCCGGCAUGAAGAUCGGACGUAUUGAGGAUGUCACCCCCACCCCCACCGACUCUACCCGCAAGAAGGGUGGUCGUCGUGGUCGUCGUUUGUAA
Gamsiella multidivaricata is the source of this 456-nucleotide messenger RNA. RefSeq names its product 40S ribosomal protein S14. Gene Ontology annotation, cellular component: cytosolic small ribosomal subunit; ribosome. Gene Ontology annotation, molecular function: structural constituent of ribosome; small ribosomal subunit rRNA binding; mRNA 5'-UTR binding. The transcript has 3 exons. NCBI's taxonomy places the organism in Eukaryota, Fungi, Mortierellomycota, Mortierellomycetes, Mortierellales, Mortierellaceae. Gene Ontology annotation, biological process: ribosomal small subunit assembly; maturation of SSU-rRNA from tricistronic rRNA transcript (SSU-rRNA, 5.8S rRNA, LSU-rRNA); translation. The record is from RefSeq and is a predicted model, not a curated record. The coding region runs from base 1 to 456 and encodes 151 amino acids.